AGUUGAUUCAAACCAACCAGCCAAAAUGAUGAAGGGGUUUUCUUCUUCAUGUCUUGCUAACACACACAUGUUCUGUUCUUCUAUUCCUUUGAGCUUCUCCAACCACAACAACCUUGCCAUUUCAUCCGCUUUCCCAAGGAGCGUUGCCAAUUCAAAUACAAGAUUGUUUAUCCGCCACUCACAGCCAUUGUUUAUCCGCCACUCACAGUCAAACCACGCCUCAUGUUUGGUGGUGCAGUGUGCGAGUUCGAGGUUGGUGACAGAAUUGGAGAGAGAUCUGAAACUGGAAGAAGGAGAAGGAGAGGCAACUGGAAUAAUGAGGUACAGGCACAACUGCAGAGAAGGGAAGGGAGCGGUGGAGCUUUUGGAGUGUCUGGAAAGAGAGGCAAUCAUGGGUGCUGAUAUUGGGAAAGAGCCUAUGGAUUACAACCGAAGGGCUCAGAUAUUUGAAAGGAGCUCUACUGUGUUCCAAGCUCUCAGCCUCAGGGAAUUGGAUACUGCUAGUAGUGAUGAUGUUCUUUCUACACCAUAAAUAGCGUAGGAAACUUGAUUUGAUAUGAUUCUGCAUUUCUUGUUGAAAUAAGAAAAUAGUAAGUUUAACCUUGGAAAAUGUAUACCAGCAGAAAUUACAUUGGUGCAAUUUUAUAAGAUGGAAUAUGUAACAUUU
Messenger RNA from Lotus japonicus, 667 nucleotides. RefSeq lists its product as uncharacterized. The record is from RefSeq and is a predicted model, not a curated record. The transcript has a single exon. Lineage: Eukaryota; Viridiplantae; Streptophyta; Magnoliopsida; Fabales; Fabaceae. The coding region runs from base 26 to 532 and encodes 168 amino acids.